Microplitis demolitor is the source of this 1533-nucleotide messenger RNA. Its product is annotated as spermine oxidase-like. The record is from RefSeq and is a predicted model, not a curated record. The coding region runs from base 58 to 1533 and encodes 491 amino acids. Gene Ontology annotation, molecular function: polyamine oxidase activity. Lineage: Eukaryota; Metazoa; Arthropoda; Insecta; Hymenoptera; Braconidae. The transcript is spliced from 8 exons.
UGACGGUAUAUUUAUUACCAGAUUACCAUCAUAACUGAUUAGUAAACGUGCAAAACAAUGAGAUUGUUAAUUUUACUCUGUUUUACAACUUGUGUUUUAUCUUCUGAAGACAUACCUCCACGGGUUAUAGUUGUUGGUUCAGGUGCAUCUGGUAUUGCAGCAGCUUCAAGGCUCCUUCAAUAUGGGUUUAAUAAUACUACUAUCCUCGAAGCUGAAAAUCGAAUCGGUGGAAGAAUUUAUUCCAUUGAAAUGGGUGACUAUUUAGUUGACAUGGGCGCUCAAUGGGUACAUGGCGAAAAAUCCAACGUUGUAUUCGAGUUGGCCGGGCCAUUAGGCCUUCUUGAAAGGUUUUCUGAUAGCGGACUCAAUUUUAACCAUAAAAUAUUUGGAUCAUCGGGAGUAGUAAUACCUGAGAGUGUAGCAACCCCAUUAAUAGAUUAUUUUAUUAACAAUGUUACACACAUAUAUGAUGAUAUCGAUAAUUUGAAAACUGGCUCGUUUGGAGAAUAUGCAGAACCGAAAUUAUAUGAAUAUUUUAAAAAUCAUCCAGAAAUAACUACGGACCAAUAUCAGCCACUGCUACAUUCAUUGAAUAUGAUGCGAAUGGAAGAAGAUGCUGAAUCGGAUUGGUAUGAAAUAUCAGCAAGAGCGAUACGAGAUUUCGAAGGAUGCGAAGGUGACCACGAAAUCAAUUGGAAAAACCGGACAUAUUCUACUAUUCUAGAUAUACUUAUGAAAAAAUAUCCAAAUCCAGAGAAAGAACUUCCAGUAAAAGAUAUAAUUAAACUGAAUACCAAAGUAACGGAAAUAAAAUUCGAUGAAACUCCUUUAAAAGUGACAACUGCUGAUGGACAAGAAUAUUUUGCUGAUUAUGUAAUAGUAACAUCGUCUUUAGGUGUCAUUAAAAAAAAUUACAACAAAUUAUUUAAUCCACCAUUGCCUGAAAAAAAACUUUUGGCCAUUAACAAUAUUUCCUAUGGAGGUGUCGCUAAAAUAAUUCUCUAUUAUGAAAAUCCUUGGUGGUUGCACGACCCUAUCUAUGGGCGGAAUUUAUAUUGGACAGAAAAGGACAGAAAGGAAUUAGAAAAUGAUCCUAAAAAAAAAUGGAUGCUUGGUGUGUACAGAGGAUUGAUAAUUGAGCACAAACCAAAGUUGUUUCUUCUUUGGGUAUGUGGACCUUACGUCCGUGAAAUGGAAUUAACGCCAGAAGCAUUAUUUCAAGAUCAAGUAAAACAACUUGUCACUAAAUUUUUUGGAAAGGCUUAUAAUUUAACUGAGCCAACUAUUAUUAAAAGGAGUUUAUGGAACACCAAUGAAAACUUUCUUGGUACUUAUAGUUCUCAUGGGGUAAAAUAUUAUACAGCUGGUGCUCACAUUGAAGAUUAUGCAGAACCAAUCAUGAAUAAUAAUAAGCCGGUACUGCUAUUCGCUGGUGAAGGUACAAGUGUUCAUUAUGGAAUGGUCCAUGGCGCAAUCGAAACAGGAUGGCGAGAAGCUAAUCGUAUAAUUAUAGAUUACAGCAAAAAUAUAUAA